UGCUUCGGGAUCCAGUUUUCCUCUAUCGAAAGAGCUGUAGCUGUAUUAUCCAGUUGUUGGCGAUCUCAACCAAGUAUGAGUGAGAAAGAAGAGAAUUUCCUGCAUAUCAGUGGAGAUAAGGAUUUCCAAAAACGGAGUGAUUCAGUUUUUAGUAGUCUAGAUCGCCUAGAACCGACAAGACAUGAGGAAGACGGUGAUGAUCCCGACAACAUGAGAGUCACUCGUGGUAGAAGACGACGGCCAAAUCGUGUGCCGGACCAUGUGCUACACCCGGAAAAAUGGACCAAAUACUCGCUAGAAGAGGAUGGCACUGAAGAGUUCAGUGGGGUUAUGCCAAAUGACUUGAAUAAACACGUUGCAAGAUCAUUUAUAGCUGAGUUGGAAAAGAGAAAGCAAACUGGAAAGGAAGGAACUGGAACGGAUGCAAGUGAAAUGCAGGAUUCCGGAGCGGUAAAUACAUGUCAGAGUGACAAGCAUGUAUUUACUAAACAUGUAGCGGAAAGUAAAGUGGUGCUGUCACCAUCAUCUCAUGGCAAACAAGGGGUUCUAAUGAUGCCUGAAUAUGUCGUUGGUCAAAAACCAGACAAGCAGAAAAAGAAAGUUACAAGGGAUGAGAGUCAAGGGAGUGUCAAAUCACAGGAAAAGACUGUGGGAAUAACACAUUUACAAGUGGAGCAAGAAGAAGUAGAGGAAGAGGAGAUCAGCACGACAACUCUUACUACAGGGGAGAAUCAGAGGGACUCUGAAAACAAAGAAGUGUCCAAUGAUACUGGAGAAGAUAAAGUCACAUUUGUGAAGAGAAAACACAAAGAGAGAAAAGGACUUAGGAAGCAUGUUAAAGCAGACAAUGAUGACUAAACUAAGGGUAUUGGCGUAGUUGGCUGGAUGCCAGCUCUCAGAGUUUAGCUGAGGGCAUUCAGGUCUUAUGCCUCCAAAAGGCAGGUAUUCUCAUGGCUGUGUAAAGCUGUUAUAAGAAGUAGCAGACCCAGUGAGAAAGGCUAACCUUUUUUAAUCUAGCUGGAGUCUUCAUCUAAAGUCCCUGGGAGAGUAUGGUGCAGCGCAGGUAUAUAGCCAGGGGAGUGUUUAUGGGGUGCGUGCAUCCCCCUCUACCACCCAAAAUGGGUAUUUCAUAUUCAAUGACCAUAAAAUGUCUGUACACAUUUUUGCAAAAUAUCUAUACCUUGAAAGCAAAUUAAACAAAACAACAAUAUUUGUAUCACCCAAGAACAAAUACAAUCUAGAACACCCCAUGGUCAUUAGCCAAAGCUGCUUCUUGUAAAAAAGCUUGAUCCAGUUUGUAUAGUUAUAAAAAUAGGGUAGAAAUGUAACCACACCCCACCUCUUCCCAAAGCUUUAAAAAUACACAUAUUUAUGUUCUUAUCUUUAUUCAGAUGUGCUUAUGUAAAAUUGGUUAAAGAAUACUACAUAGUAUUUGAGGAAACAAUUAUAAAUAUUUACAUUUUGAAUCCUAGCACAGCUAAACACCUCAUUCUUAUUUCCAAAUAGAAACAUUUUAUGGAUGUAAAAUGGUGACUUUUUUUAUUAAAAUUCUUUUUGUGAUAUUUUA
This is a messenger RNA of Nematostella vectensis (starlet sea anemone), 1567 nucleotides long. RefSeq names its product protein TSSC4. Lineage: Eukaryota; Metazoa; Cnidaria; Anthozoa; Actiniaria; Edwardsiidae. The record is from RefSeq and is a predicted model, not a curated record. The transcript has a single exon. Bases 76 to 858 code for a protein of 260 amino acids.